AUGGAAAAAAAUUCACCAAUAAAAAGUUUUAUUGCUGGUGCAGUUGGUGGAACAUGUACUGUUUUUGUUGGUCAUCCAUUUGAUACAGUCAAAGUAAGACUUCAAACAAUGCCAAAACCAAAACCUGGUGAAUUACCACCAUUUAGUGGAGCUGUUGAUUGUCUUAAGAAAACAGUACAAAAAGAAGGUUUCUUAGCAUUAUACAAAGGUAUGGCAGUACCAAUAGCUGGAGUAGCCCCACUUUUUGCUGUUUAUUUUGGUGGUUGUGCAAUUGGAAAAAAACUUCAAAGUACACAUCCUGAUCAAGAGAUGACUUUUUAUCAAAAUUUUUUUUCUGGUGCCUUAGCUGGAGUUUUUACAACUGUUAUUAUGGCUCCAGGUGAAAGAAUUAAAUGCCUAUUGCAAAUCCAAAAUACGAGUUCUUCUGAUCCCAAAAAAAUUCGUCCAAUGGAACUUAUUAAAAAAUUAUAUGCUGAUGGUGGUAUUAGAUCUCUUUAUCGUGGUACUGGGGCUACCCUUUUAAGAGAUAUUCCUGCAAGUGGUGCAUAUCUUUCUGUUUAUGAAUAUUUGAAGAAAAAACUUUCUGAUAAUAAUGAUGGACAUCUUUCUCCAUUAGCAAUAAUGACUGCUGGUGGUUUUGCUGGUGUAGCAAAUUGGGGAGUUUGUAUUCCUGCCGAUGUCUUAAAAUCACGGUUGCAAACAGCACCAGAAGGAAAAUAUCCUAAUGGAAUUCGUGGAGUUUUUAAAGAAGUUAUGUUAGAAGAAGGACCAAAAGGUUUAUUUAAAGGUUUUACACCAGUAAUGAUGCGUGCCUUCCCAGCAAAUGCUGCCUGUUUCUUUGGAUUUGAGUUAACUAUGAAAGGAAUGCAUAUGUUAUUUUAA
Molecule: messenger RNA, 882 nt
Organism: Strongyloides ratti
Lineage: Eukaryota; Metazoa; Nematoda; Chromadorea; Rhabditida; Strongyloididae
Product: Mitochondrial carnitine/acylcarnitine carrier protein
Exons: 2
Coding region: 1-882 (293 amino acids)
Biological process (GO): carnitine transmembrane transport; mitochondrial transport
Cellular component (GO): mitochondrial envelope
Molecular function (GO): O-acyl-L-carnitine transmembrane transporter activity
Source: RefSeq, a predicted model, not a curated record